AUGGGUUCUGUAGAAGAGAAGUUCGUGUCGGAGCUUACAGAUCAAGGUGUCCCUACAGCUGAAGUGUUGGAGGAUGUCGCAGCUUUCUUGAAAACAGAAGGAGAUAUAGGCGUAGAAGAGGGCAUCCGACGUCUGGAAGCAGUUUACAGGAAGUAUAAACAGGUUGAGCAACAACUAAUUGAACAAAAGCUGAGAUUGGCAUCAAAGCUGCCCGACCUGAAAAAAUCAGUAGAAGUUGUUGAUCAUUUAGAAGCGAGUUCGGGCAAAAAUGAGACCUUGGAGAUAACACAUUUACUGAGCGACCAUGUUUAUCAGCGAGUGAAAACUGAAUCUUUUGAUAAGGUGCUUCUCUGGCUCGGUUCUAAUGUUAUGGUAGAAUUCACUUUAGCUGAAGCGCGAAAAAUAUUAGAAGAUAAUUACAAAACUGCUAAAGAUGGGGUGGACAAAUACGAACGAGAGUUAUCAUUUCUCAAAGAUCAAAUAACAACAACAGAAGUGAACAUAGCCCAUGUUUAUAACUACGGAAUUCGACUGAAAGCAGUACGAAGUUCUUACUAUCACUUUGCAUAUUUUGCUAAUUAG
Molecule: messenger RNA, 582 nt
Organism: Thelazia callipaeda (thelaziosis nematode)
Lineage: Eukaryota; Metazoa; Nematoda; Chromadorea; Rhabditida; Thelaziidae
Source: the annotation of a GenBank genome assembly